AUGGAUCCUCUUUCUUCAUCGUUAUCAUCGACCUCGGUGCCACCACCACAACAUCAAAUCCAUGCGUCCCAGUCAAAAGAUCAAAUCAUAUCAAAACAACAAGCACUUGCUGUUUGCGCUCAAAGAAAAUCAGAGAAAUGUGCAUGUACGAAUCUUGCUUCCUCUUCCUCAUUAACAAUCAAUACUACAACCCCAAGCCAUCAUGCCAGAUUGGAGGUGACUCUUCAAGACAUGAUGUCACUUUAUGAAAAAAAGAGAUCAUUAUGGUUUUACAUCAACGAUGAAGAUGAAAAUGAAAAAGCAUUGUCACAAGAAUGUCUUCUCGUUCUUCAAAAAGCUUUCAAAAAUUGCACUCUUCCAACCAAAUAUUACUUUUCUGAUUUGUCAUUCCCAACCAACAAGAAAAACAAGUCAUCCUUCACCAUUGUGAAAUAUACUCCUCCUAAAAGUACUCAAUAA
Messenger RNA from Naegleria lovaniensis, 459 nucleotides. RefSeq lists its product as uncharacterized. The transcript has 3 exons. The record is from RefSeq and is a predicted model, not a curated record. Bases 1 to 459 code for a protein of 152 amino acids. NCBI's taxonomy places the organism in Eukaryota, Heterolobosea, Eutetramitea, Acrasida, Naegleriidae.